Ustilaginoidea virens is the source of this 522-nucleotide messenger RNA. RefSeq lists its product as uncharacterized. The record is from RefSeq and is a predicted model, not a curated record. Bases 1 to 522 code for a protein of 173 amino acids. Lineage: Eukaryota; Fungi; Ascomycota; Sordariomycetes; Hypocreales; Clavicipitaceae. The transcript is spliced from 2 exons.
AUGUCUUCUUUGUUCAACACCACCGCAACUCUCAGACAUGUGACUGCUUUACCCGAGAACCUCAACCCUGCCAAGGGCAUCCAGCUGCUGCACGACCACUCGCUAGUUAUACAGUCCAACCCCCUGAUGACAAAGUACGAAGCCAUCAGCAGGCCUACAGAACACCAGCCCAAACUGCCCGAGGGGCGUGGCCUCGACGGUGCCGGUUCGCCAAAGCACUAUCGAGUCACAGACAAGGUCCAUACACUCCCAGCCGGCUUGUGGGACUCGGAUGUGGUUAGCACGUAUGAGUUCUUCAAUCUGGAGAAUGGCGUGUUUGUGAGAAUACGGAGCCCUCUGGAUACAACCAUGGAGACUGUGUGGAGCGUCCAGGAGAGAGCAGAAGCUGACGGACAUGAGCUGGUGGAAGAGGUUGUGGUCAAAUGCUCGCGACUAAUACUUGGUGCCGUCAAAAGUCUUUGUGAGUCGGGCUGGAGGAGUAUGCACGAAAAAAUGGUGCAAAUGAUGCAGCACGAGGCGUGA